Artibeus jamaicensis (Jamaican fruit-eating bat) is the source of this 2180-nucleotide messenger RNA. RefSeq names its product purinergic receptor P2Y2 (gene P2RY2). Gene Ontology annotation, cellular component: plasma membrane. The transcript is spliced from 3 exons. Bases 68 to 1504 code for a protein of 478 amino acids. Gene Ontology annotation, biological process: positive regulation of mucus secretion; phospholipase C-activating G protein-coupled receptor signaling pathway; blood vessel diameter maintenance. The record is from RefSeq and is a predicted model, not a curated record. Lineage: Eukaryota; Metazoa; Chordata; Mammalia; Chiroptera; Phyllostomidae. Gene Ontology annotation, molecular function: A1 adenosine receptor binding; G protein-coupled UTP receptor activity; G protein-coupled purinergic nucleotide receptor activity.
CAAUCUCCUUGGCUCCAGAAAGAGGCCCACUGUGCACACAUCCAGACACUGACUGUCCAAAGCCCAGAUGGAUGGACACUGGUUGGCAAGAGGGCCAAGGUUGGAGCAGAGAAGGUGGCCCUGGGAGGGCUCGGCCUGGCUGGCUGCCUGUGACUCAGAGCCCACGCUGUCUCCACCUCCCUGUGUCUCAGGAGCCCACAGCACUGCCUGCCCUGAGAAAUGCUGGAAGCUGGGUGUGGCCCCAGGCGGGGGGCCUGUUUUUCCUGUUUCCUGCAGAGUUCCUUGCAGCCCUGUCCAAACGUGUGCAUUCAUGAGUGAAGAACCCGAGCGGGCGCUGAGCAUCCUACUGCAAGAACUGGGGCUGGUCAGGGUGAUGGCUGCAGGCCUGAGCGUCUGGAAUGGCACCAUCAAUGACACCUGGAAUGGGGAUGAGCUGGGCUACAAGUGCCGCUUCAACGAGGACUUCAAGUACGUGCUGCUGCCGGUGUCCUACGGCGUGGUGUGCGUGCUCGGGCUGUGUCUGAACGUCGCGGUGCUCUACAUCUUCCUGUGCCGCCUCAAGACAUGGAACGCCUCCACCACCUACAUGUUCCACCUGGCCGUGUCGGACGCGCUGUACGCGGCCUCCCUGCCGCUGCUGGUCUAUUACUACGCCCGCGGCGACCACUGGCCCUUCAGCACCGUGCUCUGUAAGCUGGUGCGUUUCCUCUUCUACACCAACCUCUACUGCAGCAUCCUCUUCCUCACGUGCAUAAGCGUGCACCGGUGCCUGGGUGUCUUGCGCCCGCUGCGCUCGCUGCAUUGGGGUCGGGCCCGCUAUGCCCGCCGUGUCGCAGCGGCCGUGUGGGGGCUGGUGCUAGCCUGCCAGGCGCCUGUGCUCUAUUUCGUCACCACCAGCACACGCGGCAGCCGCAUUACCUGCCACGACACCUCGGCCCCUCAUCUCUUCAACCACUUCUUGGCCUACAUCUCCGUCAUGCUGGGCCUGCUCUUCGCGGUGCCCUUCGCCACCAUCCUGGUCUGCUAUGUGCUCAUGGCCCGGCGGCUGCUGCAGCCGGCCUACGGGACUGCCGGGGGCCUGCCGCGAGCCAAGCGCAAGUCGGUGCGCACCAUCGCGGUGGUGCUGGCUGUCUUCGCCCUCUGCUUUCUGCCUUUCCACGUUACCCGCACCCUCUACUACUCCUUCCGCUCGCUGGACGUCAGCUGCCACACCCUCAACGCCAUCAACAUGGCCUACAAGAUCACCCGGCCGCUGGCCAGCGCCAACAGUUGCCUGGACCCCGUGCUGUACUUCCUGGCUGGGCAGAGGCUCGUGCGCUUUGCCCGGGACGCCAAGCCAUCCACAAAUCCCACUCCCACUGCCCAGGCUAGCCGCAGGCUGGACCUGCACAAGUUCCGCAGAACCAACAACCAGACAGAAGACAGGUCCGCCAGCAGUGAGAAUUCCAGGCAGAUGGAGCCCACACUGGCUGGUGGUGGGAAUACUAAAGACGUCAGGCUCUAAGACCUGAACCCCUCCGGCCUGCACACGUUUAUAUGGAGGCUGGCAGUGAGGAAGGGGCUACAGGGACUAGGACUUGUUCCAGUGGGACAGCCUCCUGAGAUACCGACAGUCAUGAUGCAUGCUGGGUGGUCAAGGGAGCCAUGACCCAACACUGUCAUCUGGUAGGGGCUCGGGACACUCUCUGCAGUCCAGAGAACUCAACAGUCCCCAUAGCCCCAUCACCCUUUGUAUGCAUCCGUUGGGGAAUAAGCUUUCAGGAAAGGCAAGGGUUUGGGGCCAGUGCUGCUGCUGGCCUGACUCACCCACUUAAAGAGCCAGCAGCGCCUGUCAAGGUACCCAGGCUGGAGUCCAGCCGAACCAAGUCAAUGGAGAAACCGGCCCAGAGAAGAAAGCGACUUCCCCGGGGCACACAGAGGAAGGAGUCUGGGCCUGAGCCACCUGGGAAGGAUGGGGUUGCCGGUUGAAUGGAGGACCCUGGUGAGCAGCCAGGGCUGAGCCAGAGCUUCCCCCAGGAGUCGGGGGCAGGUCUGAGUGCAGUGGACUCAGCAAUGAGGAGCACCCCCAGCCCAAGAGAUGAACGUAUGGAAACUGGUGCCCUGAGCCCAUCUGGAGGCCCCCAGGGGCUGGGGGCCAGCUUGAGGCUGUAACUUAUACUAAAAGUGUUGUGAUCUGCUGA